AUGACGUAUACGCGCCUCGAGCCCAUUGGUGUGGUUGGCCAGAUCAUUCCCUGCAACUUUCCUCUGCUAAUGCAGGCCUGGAAGCUGGGCCCGGCACUGUGCGCUGGGAACACGAUCGUCAUGAAGCCGGCCGAGCAGACGCCGCUCACUGCGCUUUACGUCGCUGCGCUGAUCGCUGAGGCUGGAUUUCCACCAGGGGUUGUCAGUAUUAUCCCUGGCUACGGUCCAACGGCAGGGGCAGCUCUUGCUUCACAUCCAAAUGUUCGGAAAAUCGCCUUUACGGGGUCGACAGAAGUCGGUCACGCCAUCAUGCAGGCAGCUGGAGAAAGCAACCUCAAGAAUGUGACACUGGAGCUGGGAGGAAAGAAUCCAGUUAUCGUUCUUAAUUAUGCCGACAUCGAUUUGGCCAUCGAGACAAGUCACAACGCUAUCUUUUUUAACGAGGCCAAUGUUGCAGUGCUGGCUCACGCACGUACGUCCAUGAGUCCAUCUACGAUGAGUUUGUGA
Geodia barretti is the source of this 507-nucleotide messenger RNA. The record is from the annotation of a GenBank genome assembly. NCBI's taxonomy places the organism in Eukaryota, Metazoa, Porifera, Demospongiae, Tetractinellida, Geodiidae.